CGACAGUCUUCUCCCUCUCUAGCAGGGCACGAGGUUCUAUUUUCCUGCCAUUAGAACAACUCUGGUGUCUUGCGGACUCGCUGAUUGUUCCCAACCAUGCUCUUAACUUCGAUGUUUUCAAGCGGUGAAGUCUUACUGGAUAGUCAAUAAAUUGUGGAUCAACUUGAACUUCUAGAUGAUCGAGGAUCAUAUUUGACUCACCGCCGUCUUUCCUACCACCAACAUCAACUCCAUGACACUAGAGCUCCCACUCCCCGGACGAUGCCUAAGCGAUGGUAGUGCCAGCAUUGCGCCAGCGGUAGCAGCCGAGGAAGAAUUGAACCAGGAGGAAUCUCAACAGGCACUCGCCAUCAAGCUUGGUUGGAAUAUCCAGGCCUCAAAAAAAGAAAUUACGUUCAUCUACGGACCGGCAGUUGACGAAGCCUGCGCCGAGUUAUUGGACGAAGGCAGCAGGAGAAUUGUCGAACAUCUCAGCCCCUUUCUCUUAGGUGCACAGACACUCGAACGGUCUGUAUUCAUCGUCGGUCUAACGGUACAACAUAAAAUCUCCGCCAUCAAUAACCCAGGAGUCGUCGUCAUCUUGGUCGACUCCCUUCAACCUCUUCUCCACGCUGGCCCCCCUGAUUUGCCGCAUGGCAUUGGUCACCAUGUAUAUGUUGUCCAGAGGGCGAUGACAUCUGAACUCGCGCCAGGGGCUAGAUCAUCGUAUUCCAGUGCGGACGAUGCCCUUUCUCCGAUGCCCUGGGUUGGGGCAGACGUCGUACCGGGACGAGCGAUAUAUGAUUUACCAUUGUCGCAGACUGCUGCCGAACAGAGCCGUGUCCAUCGUUCCAGCAUAGGGCUAGUUUUGUCAAUUCCUCCCAACAGCGCGGACCACGAACAGGCAAACGGAAACCCCCUACAAACCCCCCUUUAUGCACUGACUUGUGGAUACAAUAUACCUUCAGAGCGAGCUGUUCCCAUCUCGACCCAGAGGCGUUCCCGGCACCUUUAUAAUCAUCACAUUGUAGCCAAGCACCGGGACACAACAAAGCGUAUACUUCGAGAUCAAGGACUCCAAAUCGACCGUGGCAUCUUGAAUGGGUUACGUGCAGCCAGAGGUGACGAAUCGAAGCGUCAGCGUGUCCUGGUCCGGGAAGCAACGCAAAGGGAGAGAACUAUUUUCCCUUUACAAGAUGCUCUUGCCGUUCAUGAGGCGAUUCUUUCAAAUCCAUGUGGGGAUACAGAGUACUGUAUAGGAGAGGUGGUUGUCGCAGAGAACACCACCGUGGUUGAUAAUCCAGGUACGUACGCUCGGGCGUCUUGCCGACUUUCUUCAAAACACGCAUCCUCAGAACAAGUACGCCCUACGCCGACGUGUUCUACGCCCUCUAGUGCCUCACAGCAUACAUCACCUCGAUAUGCCAUGAAUAUGGACUGGAGUCUGGUUGAACUGACAACCGACCUUGCUACCAACACUGUGGGGCACCAAUGACAACACCUACAGCCGACAAUCGCUAUCUCAAAGGCCAACGAAACUUUGUUCACGUUUCGGAACAAUACAGACCAGUUGGAGGGACGAUAUAUCGGUAC
Molecule: messenger RNA, 1572 nt
Organism: Desarmillaria tabescens
Lineage: Eukaryota; Fungi; Basidiomycota; Agaricomycetes; Agaricales; Physalacriaceae
Exons: 2
Coding region: 233-1474 (413 amino acids)
Source: RefSeq, a predicted model, not a curated record